Messenger RNA from Botrytis fragariae, 2826 nucleotides. RefSeq names its product putative c6 transcription factor protein. Lineage: Eukaryota; Fungi; Ascomycota; Leotiomycetes; Helotiales; Sclerotiniaceae. The transcript is spliced from 5 exons. Gene Ontology annotation, cellular component: nucleus. The record is from RefSeq and is a predicted model, not a curated record. Gene Ontology annotation, biological process: positive regulation of transcription by RNA polymerase II; DNA-templated transcription. Gene Ontology annotation, molecular function: zinc ion binding; sequence-specific DNA binding. The coding region runs from base 1 to 2826 and encodes 941 amino acids.
AUGUCAGGCACAUCAACCGACAAACAGCCGCAAUCGCAACCAGUUCAAGCUCAACCAAGUCAAGAAACCCCUCUCAGUCCGAAUCAAUCAUCGCCCGACCUUGAGCCAGCAGAGGAUUGGCCUGCGCCGUCAUCGCAACCACGUCCCGCGCCCUUGCAAAAGAGGAGACGAGUUACAAGGGCUUGUGAUGAAUAUUGUACAUAUGAUCAGCCCUCAAAUAGAAGAAGGAACCCAGCGCCGCAGUAUGUCGAAUCGUUGGAGCUUCGUCUACAGCGAGCAGAAAGCAUCAUUAAAGCUUAUCUCCCAAACAUAAAUCUGAACGAUCCAAACAUAGAUGCUGCAUCAUUACUACACCGACAGGUUGCGCCAACAACCCCUUCGACCACGAGCUCCAUGCCAAGCGCGACCCCACAACAGCCACAGCUAUCAGAAGAAGAUGCGCAGUUGCGAUCAAUGAUAGAAUCUACAGGGCAACUCGAUCUUGACGAACGUGGAAACUGGGACUUUCAUGGUGGUUCCUCAGGAACUGUCUUCAUUAGGCGUCUACGUGAACAAUUUGGUAGUUUACUCGGAUCUCCCAACUUGCUUCCCAAACCACCACGUGCGCAAAUGCCACCCACUUUCGAUUCCCCAAGAUCAUCUACUGAUUCCCCUUAUGAUUCUGGUCUUCCCAACACAAUGGAUCUGCCUCCGCGAGAAGUGGCCAUGUCUUUAUGUGAAGAUUCGUUGCAUUGCGCUUGUUGUCUCUUACGUUUCGUUCAUGAACCCAGUUUUUAUGAAAUGUUGAAUAGGGUAUACGAUCUACCACCUGACAGUUUUGGUGAUGAAGAGCAUAAAUUUCUGCCGUUAUUAUAUAUGGCUUUAGCUUUGGGUUGCAUGUUCUCGUCACGGCCCUCUAAUUCCACGGACCCGGAUGGAAAGAAGUAUAAAAGUAGUAUGGAUCAAGGGUUCAAAUUUUACAAAGCUGCUCGGCAAAUGAUGGAUCUGACUGAUUGUCGCGACAUGACGUCUUUGCAAACAAUUAUAUUCAUGAUCCUGUUCUUACAAGCAACCUCAAACUUGAGCAUAUGCUAUUCUUACAUAGGUCUUGCCCUGAGAUCUGCGUUGCGCAUAGGCUUACACCGUAGCCUCAGUGGCAAUUUUAAUCCGAUUGAGCGGGAAACUAGAAAGCGAGUAUUCUGGAUAAUACGAAAGCUUGAUACCUAUGUUUCUGCUAUUCUGGGAUUUCCUAUAAUGUUAAGUAGCGACGACAUUGACCAAGAUAUGCCAAUUGAGGUAGAUGAUGAGUACAUAACUAAAGACGCCAUCCUUCCUAUGCCUCCUGGCAAGAUGUCAUUGUUCGUGGCUUCAAAUGCUCAUACUCGACUUAUGGGCAUCACAACAAAGGUUAUCAAACAUAUCUAUCCGAUAAAAGGCUUGGAGCAAUCUAUCUCAGGAAACAGCAAGGCAUCAUAUACCAUUAGUCACUCAAAAAUCCGGGAGAUUGAAAAGGAUCUAGCAGAUUGGCUGGACAUGUUGCCUAUGGGACUACGUCCUGGAGGUGACGGUCCACCCGAAUUAAUACGUAUACAACAACUUUUACGACUAGCAUACGCGCACGUUCAAAUGAUGUUAUAUCGACCCUUUCUUCAUUAUGUCUCUGGAAAAGGUUGUGCUGGGAAAACCAUUGAUGAGCGAUCAUAUGCAUGUGCAGCUGCUGGUGUCAGUGUAGCCCGCAAUAUCAUUCAUAUCACUGCGGAAAUGAAGAAGCAAGGUCUAUUGGUAGGGGCGUAUUGGUUUACCAUGUACACAACCUUCUUCUCUGUCAUAUCCUUGGUAUACUACGUUCUUGAGAAUCCCGAUAAGAGUGGAGCCGCAGAGAUUUUGGCAGACGCAAAUGAUGGAAAGGAUGCUCUAAUCGGUCUCGCUCAAAGAAGUAUGGCCGCUGAUAGAUGUUCCGAAACUCUCAAGCCACUGUUUGAACAGUUACCAGAGAAGUUAAAAAAUCGUUCCGUUUCGGCUCCAUCGAAGAAGAAGAGAUCAGCACCGUCAUCCACCCAACCGACGCAUCACAGCAGUCCCGAGAUUCCAAGACCAAACUCAAGUCACUUCACUCCAAUACCUCGCGCGACGACAUUCCCCCAAACCCCCACCUCUCUCCAAACCAGCGGUCUCCCAAUGCAAAAUUUAAACAACCGCUUCCACAUGAACACAGCAUCCAAUCCAAAUCUUCGACAGGGGUUUCAAGAUCUCGUAUCGCCGAGUGAUUUGUCCACUGCUGGCACUCCUGAAAGCACAGCUUCGACUAGUCAUAGCAUUCCACAAUAUGGUGUACAAAAUCAAUUCAAUGCCAACAACAGUAUACCAUAUCUCACAGGAUUGAUGUUCCCAUCUACAGAUCCUUUUGCGUAUCCGAAUCAACCGAUGAUGGAAUUUGAUGCGCAAAUUAUGAAGCAGGAGAAUGAUAUAGAUAAUACAAGAGCGCAGCAAAUGUACAUGGGUGGUGGUGGUGGAGCAGGGACUGGAAAUGGAAUGUUCGAUGAUUUGGAGGGUCAACUUUUCGGGCCGUUGCCACCUUAUAUGAUGCAGGCCCAACACGGUUUCGAUAUGUCUGGGACGGGACCUGGAGGUGGAAACGGAGGAGGGGGCGGAGGGGGCAUGAGUGGGAUUAUGCACGGGACAAACGCGAAUACAAACACUAGUGGAGCUGGGGGUACAGGAUUUAAUCCUCAGAAUUUGGUGUAUAACACUGGGAUGAAUUUGGACGGAAUUUUCGAUAAUGUGGGGGGUGAUGCGCGGGGAACAGGGAGUGAGUGGGGUGGAAUGGGAGGCCAAGGGUUUAGGUGA